This is a messenger RNA of Myripristis murdjan (pinecone soldierfish), 2801 nucleotides long. It is a transcript of the gene ca4a, whose product is annotated as carbonic anhydrase IV a. Bases 1 to 993 code for a protein of 330 amino acids. Gene Ontology annotation, cellular component: plasma membrane. The transcript has 8 exons. Gene Ontology annotation, molecular function: zinc ion binding; carbonate dehydratase activity. The record is from RefSeq and is a predicted model, not a curated record. Lineage: Eukaryota; Metazoa; Chordata; Actinopteri; Holocentriformes; Holocentridae.
AUGCGAUCACAUUGGCAAAAAUCAAGUCAUUGUGUUGCCCUCCCUCGGUCGAGUCAGAGACGCUCCAAAAUGCAGCAUCUAAUUCUACCCAUUAUCCUGGCAUCCGUCUGGACAAUCUGCACAGGAGCAGGUGAUUGGUGCUACCAGUCCCAGUUCACCUGUGAUCACAAGUGCAACGCACCAGAGAAGUGGGACCAUGCCAAUGGUGCAUGUGCAGGAAGAGCCCAAUCGCCAAUCAACAUCAUCACCAGAAAGACUCGGAGGGACGAGCGUCUGACUCCUUUCCAGUUCAGCAACUACCAGCACGCUUUCAAAAGCACAAUAGAGAACAACGGCCACUCCGUUCAGGUCCCAGUGACCCAUCUGGCCACCAUCUCGGGCGGAGACCUGACUACAGAAUACAAGGCUGUGCAGUUCCACCUGCACUGGGGCAAGAAUGGUGGACCAGGCUCCGAACACACCAUUGACGGGGAGCAAUUCCCAAUGGAGCUGCACAUUGUUCACAUGAAAGAAAGGUACACCAAUCUGUCGGUGGCACUAUCAGACCCAUACGGAGUUGCAGUCCUUGGGUUUUUCUACGAGGAGUCCAAAAGCACUAACAAGAAGUAUGAGCCUAUCAUCAACGCCCUGCGAAGCGUCAGGACCCCAAAGGGAAGCACUUCUCUGCCUGCCAUCUCCUUGGGGCAGCUGAUCCCAGCCCCGCAGAAUCUGACCAACUACUACCGCUACAAGGGCUCCCUCACCACCCCAGGCUGCACCGAGUCUGUGGUUUGGACGGUGUUUGAGAACACCAUUCCUCUAAGCAGAGAACAGCUGCGGGCAUUUUCUGAACUCCAGUUCCAGGAUGGCAAGCAGAUGGUUGACACCUUCAGGCCGGUGCAGCCCCUGAAUGGACGGCUGGUGUACAGGUCGGGAGGCGCUGCGGUCUUGGCCAGUGCUGCCCUCCUUGUGAUGUCUGUGGCCAUGGCCUUGGGACUGUCCCAGCCCAACUAGAGGACGGCAUCCCAUGCUGCACUGCAACAUCCAUGAACACAAGAAGUUCUACACUACUCUUUAAACUGAACCCUGGUUUGUAAACAUGUCCAUCGCAUGGUUGCUACAAUAACUGACGACACAGUAGUGCAGACGUGAUCGACCCAGAGAUCCUCCCUCCCUUAUGACACAAAUGACAAAGGCGUUCGCUGAAUGCCUUAUGAAAGAUGCCAUAAGGCUUGGAUCAGCAUUCAUGCAUGUGUAGUGAAGCUGUUAUGUAGGUCUUCCUCCAGCAUUAUGAAUGUGCCAUAAAGCAGGUUCAAGUGUUGCCAAGCACUCAUAGUUACAACACAUCAGACUCAACACCAGUUCUGUCUGCUGUGCCCUAACCCGUCACAGCAUCAGCCAAUAAAUACCAGCACACACUUAUAUAGCACCACACAGGGCCACAUACACACUUUAGACCUCAUCCACCUUUGUCCAAUGUCAGGUAAAUUUAGUCUCUGGUAGUGACAACAUCAGCGUGCAGCACCAUGAUAAGGUUUCCGUUUGGAGUGCCGAUGUCAGCCCUGUGACCCGGCAUGUGCUGUGUUGCUCUGUAUGGGACAUGUGAAUGGCAUGGAGCUAUUAAUAGUAGAACUGAGUCAUAAAAAAUACACUUUUUGAAGCCAGAGGUCAAAGGAGUCAGCACUUUGGCUUUUCUUUUCCAUCAGGUGAACAUUCACGGCCACUUGGUCAGCAGUUAGUUUAGGAAAGGGUGGGGGGUGAGGUUGGUAGGAUGAGGUCUUGCCUUUUCUCCAGGCGGAUCCUGUCAGUUCAGGGAGCAUCAGAAAAACCAUGAUGAACAACUUUACAUGCUGUUCUGAGCACGAGGCGGCAGUUUCCCUGCUUCCACAGACAGAGUCUACGAUGAUGACGAUGCAGAGAUGGGUUGUGGAGUUUUGUUUUGUUUUGUUUUGUUUUGUUUUUUGCUGUAGCUCCUCUCCCUCCUGAUCUGAUAGUAGUGACAGGUGGAUUUUAGGGGGUGAGGGUGGGGUCUGCAGUGUGGGGAGACAGAAUAGGACACAGCAACACUAAUCAUCAUAAUCAUCAAUGAGCAGAAAAAAUAUAAAUUUUAUGAUUUCAUGCAUCUCAAAUGGUAAAGUUGCAUGGAUGAGCAUGUCCCGUGUCUUGAUGUUCCAGACUUUAAGAAGUUAACACGGACCGAAGCUGUACAAAAAACAAAACCGUGCUUGCCAACUGUGUUCACACACCUCAGUUACUCCAUGAUCGUUUUCCCAUUUUGACCUGUGAAGUUCUCCGAGCUUAUCUGGAGAGCAUGUGACUUGUGUUCAUGGCUUGUAUUACAGGGUCUCGGAUGCACUGAAUGUUAUCUACUGUGAAUUACACCCGAUUGAGUUCUCAUCCAUUUAUUCAGAGGACUUGUUAUGUAUUCUGUAAGUCAGAGAUCUGUGCAAUUCUCUUGUAAGAAAGUCAAGAUUUAUUGUGACAAUUGAACAAGGAAUAUGUCUAUUUUCCAUUGUAUCAUAAUGCAUCAAGUUAUAUUUCCAUGCUGGUGUCAUUUGUACACAUGUAUUUAUGUACUGAAUGUGUAAUUGAUAUGGGGAUGCACAGUCAAUGUUAUUUAUGUAUUUCAAAGUUUAUAUAGUGCUGAGUAAAUAAGGGAGCAAAUCCAUAUAAGAAUCAAGUUGUUUAUGACCAAUCGACUUUACUCAUCAUAUAUAAAAUGUAUGAGAUUGUCUGAUUCAUUUGGUUGUAAUGGUUGAAAGUGUGAUAUGGAGAAUGUGUUACAAAUGAAUAAUAAACUAUUGACAUGCCUUUUUAUAUGA